AUGUCGUCAGUUUCGCUUGUCCCUCGAGUGGAGCAGGACAUUAAGGCGAGCAUGGAUAGCCUGCAGAUGAAUUUCGGUUUGGACGCCAAGGUGGUCGCAGAAGUGCUCGGCACUGGGAUUCGCCACCUCGAGGAGUUUCGCUUCUUAUUCGAGAACGAGGCGGCUAUAGGUACCUGGGUGGGGAAGUUGGGACUAGGGGACGCCACUAUGUUGCAGACCGCCCGCCUUCGUAGGGCGUGGAAGGCAACAUGCACAUACUACACCCAGGCGGAGCAAGACCGCUCUAAGGUUGCCUUGGCCGACCUCGACUCGAUUUUGGCAGACUCCGAACUUCGCACGUUGAAGGAAGCCUUUUGGAUUCGCUACAAGUUGCGCUUUCCUGCCGAAGUGCAACCCUCCGACGCAACAGUCUCCCGCAUCUCUCGGGAACUUUCCAAAAGGAUGCUUUGUAUAUAUGACGUAUGGCGAGUGCGAUCCCUACAAUUCCAGUUAGGCACCUCACAAAAGCGGCGCAAGCUGGCUGAUGGCCUCUAUACCGAUGAGCCUGAAGUCGACGAGGUCGUCGCUCGGGAUGUGGACACAUAUCUUCACAAGCUCCACACGCUUAUGAUCGCAUACGCGCUCAACGGGGUGCAGGUGAUCGCGGGAGUGGACCCGGCGGGAGAGAAAGCGCUGGGCGCCAACUCUUGCCAGUUCGUCGAGGUGCCUUUGGAUUGUGUGCUGGCAUACUACUACCGGGCCCGUAAGGCCGCCAUGCAAGUCGCUCCCGCGCAGCGGCUGAGCUGGCUUCAGCAUCGGGAUGCCGAGGAGCGAGCGGAGUGGGUCUCGCGGUUCCGGGAGGGGACCCGGACACUCGGAUCAGUUAUUAAAGAGGUUAUGGAAGCACGUGACGCCCACUGGUUGGCGCCAGCGCUGCCGGAGGUAGGGCCAGUCGCUCCGAAGCCCCAGCCAGUGAUCACUGAGCCAACCAAGUCUUCCUUGUUCGUCCCGGGCCCCAUGGUGGGAGGUAAGCCCACAGCCCGUGUGAUGAAAGAUGGCACCAAGCUUUGCGGUGACUACCAGAAAGGGUCCUGCAAGCACGCACCUCCGUGCCCGAAUGGGGCCCAUCGCUGCGCCGUGGUUCUCCGGGCCGAGCGCGUCUGUGGUGCGCCCACCCAUGGGGCAGCGAAGUGCAAGGCCAAGGCGAAAGCGAGGAGUUCGGGAGUUGACCCCUUGCCUGGUGAUGCUUCACCGCGAAGACAUCACUCUGGGCCGGGCUUUUCAGUGCUGCGGUUGGAAAGUCUUGGCGCCGCCGAUCGCUUGACCCAAGAGGCCGAUUGCAUUUGGACGGGGCUGGCCGCGCCUCCGCCUAUCUCGCCGGACUCCUUCGAGCAGCUGUUGCAAGGCUGUGCCUCCAGGGGGGCUGCCGUUGUUCAGGAGGGGGUUCCUCCAGAAACAGGCUCGGCCAGCAAUCCUUCAGCAGUUUGGCUCGAUCUCUGGUAUGACUCCUGCGUCUUUCUCGACGUGCACAGGCAUACUAGACUCCUUCGACACAACGUGGCCGAGCUCCAGCAAUGGCCUUCGGUUCGGUGCCACCACCGCCACCCGCCUCAGGGGAGUGACCCCUGGGGGGAGGGGUCUCCGCCCGUUCCCACGGCCUGCUUCGCCUUUUCCGUGGCAGUCUCCCUGAGCUGGUGGGCUGCUAGGUGUGGCCGAGCGAAGCUCCGGGUCCAUCGAUGGCCGUUGGUGGAGCCGGUGGGUCGGCGCGAGCAUUGGGUGGACGUUAACCCCCGAUCGCGCGCCGACUGGGCAGUGGAGCCCAUGGCUGUAUUCCUGGGCCUACGCCCACAUGAUCCGGGAAUGGACCGCCUGGUCCUGCUUGGGCGAGCCGUGGGCGAGGUCGAGUUACACGACCGGUCCUUGCCGCCAGGGCAUGUGUACGUGGGGCGCGGGCACCAUUCGCACAGGCUACCAGUUACCAAAUGGUGUUCCCCGUACACUGCAGGGCACGACUGCUCCCCGUCCGAGUGGAUGCAUCUCUUUGUCGAGCACAUCAUUUGCAAUUUCUGGACUUCUCUCCCCGACUUGCAGGGCGCGACCCUUGUCUGCGAUUGCCCCUUGGGCUCCUUGUGUGAAAGGGACGUCCUGGCAGGCCUGGUGUGGUACCAAUUGGCCUCGAGCCGGAGUGGAGGCAGCUGGCAGGGUAUGCCAGCCCCGGCAUGGAGUGCCGCGUGGGCCGCCUUCACCCAGAUACUAGCCUCUGUCGCCCACGUUAUUCCCUACUCCCCGCAGGAGUCCGUCAUCACGGCUUUCCGCAGCCUGUUCCCUUCCUCGGCCUUCCGUGGCUUCGUCUUUCCUUUCAUCGAGGACCUGGUGAACAGUUCUCCUUUCACUGUUUUCCCCCAGUGGUUGCGGGAACAAGGGCUUCGCUGGGAUGGCGCGUUGGGCCCUUCUCUUUCUGACCCCGCCUGCAGGUUGAUGCAGCGCACAGCGGAGGGUCAGCAAGCGGGGGCGCUUUCGGGGAGGGCGGCGCUCCCCCCUCUCCUCCCCUUCGGCCUGUCCCCGGAUGAGCACUUCCGGCAGGCUUUGGCUAGGGGGGACGACCCCUUGCCUACAGAACACCCUCCGGUCUUGGACCAAGACCUCCACUUUGCGGCAGCGAUGACUGUCGGGUCUCUUGGCCGCCUUCGCGAGUUGAGGCGUGAGUGUGUCGGCCCGCUUCGGGAGUUGAAGCGCCGUUGGAGCCAUGUGGGGGACCACCUGCGUAAGCUCCAGACUCCGGCGGUCCGGAAGGUCACGGCCCAGCGGGACCUGGGCUUGCUCAGUCUCUUUGUUGUUCUGUUGUCUUGGCCGGACACCACUCUCCCUUCACACCUUUUGUUCGGCAUGCCCGCGGUCGGUACCUCUCUCCCCUGCGGAGUCUUCCCGCAGCAGGGAUUCGACACAAUUCCUCUCCAUCGUCUUUUCGAGAACGUGGAAUCCCACAACAAAGCUGUCCAAGGAUCUAUUCGGCCAGGCCCACACGAUGACUUUUUGCUGGAGCAAUCUACCAAGGACUUCGAAGCGGGGUUUUGUUCGGCGCCGUUGUCCUGGUCGGAGCUUCUUCGCCACACCAAGGGCAAACCGAUUCGUUUGAUACCGAGGUGCGUGAUUUCUCAGGCUUCCGGGAAGCAGAGGGUGAUCGACAACGCGGACCAUGGAGGCCAGAGCGAGUUGAGCUCUGACUCUAACAAGUUGGUGUUGUGCUCAGCCCUCCGCCCGGCCCAGCAUGUUUCCUUGGCAAUGCGAUGCGCCAGCCCGGCGGUCGCCCGCCGCCUGCUGGAGGAAGACCAGUGGGAAGGCGGCGGCGAAGACUGGCCGGACGCCUAUCGCCAUUGCCCUAUGGACGAGGACCAGUCCAGGGCCUGCGUGGUGGUAUGGUACCAUAAGGAUUGGGCCCAGCCGGCGUACCAGGUAUAUUCCGGUCUCCUCUUUGGGCUCCCUUUGGCAGUGACCAGCUUCAAUCGGCUCAGCCGUUUCUCCGAGGCGGUGGGCCGCCGGCUCGUCUGUGUCCUGGUCUCUAUGUAUUUCGAUGAUGCGCACCUUACCGACCCCGCUUCUGCGAAGGGCUCAGCCCAGUUCGCCUUCUCCGAGGUCAACAAACUUUUGGGCUCCCCCUUCGCGGAGGCAAAGCGACAGCCGAUGAGCACAGUCGGCGACUUUCUCGGGCUGGAGUGGGACUUCCGCGACGUGGGGUGUCACCACAUCGUUAGGUUCUGGGUCCGGUCCAGGCUCCAAGCCAAGGUCGAGGGCCUUUUGUUGCAGGCUGAGCAGGAUAACUCCCUGCCUCCAGGCUUGGCGUCGAAGCUGUAUGGCAUGCUCAAUUUUCUCGAACAGGGGGUGUAUGGCCGGAUUGGCACAGGGGGCAUCGGCGCCCUCAAGGAACGCCAGUACGAGGCAGCUCGGGAGUUGACCCCAGCUAUCCGCUCGUCAUUCGAGGUUAUCCGAGCCAUCUUGGCACUGCGACCGCGUCGGUCCGUGGAGGUGCUACCCUCCCCCUGUGCCCGAUUCGUCGCAGCUAGCGAUGCCGCGGAGGACGAACCGCGCAAGGGCACGGGCGGUUUCCUGUUGCUCUGGCCGGGCAGCGAGCCCGGCCGUGAAGCCUUCGUGGCACAGGUCGAUCGGCAUACAUAUGAUGCCUUUCUCCCGGGGGAGGUUAAAAUCGCGCAGCUCGAGCUUUCAAUGGUCCUCUUCGCCCUUACAGCUCGGGCUUCUACUUUUCGUUCUCGUCGUGGCACAUGGUAUAUUGACAACGUAGCCGCGCUUAUGGCACUCAUUCGAGGGCGUUCCGAUUCUCCCGACCUCGAGCGGCUGGCACACCUCAUUCAUGUGGCCCUCUUCUCUCUUCAAGUUUGGGUAUACUGGGAGUGGGUACCCAGUAAGUCCAACUGGUCCGACUCGAUCAGUCGAUUGGGUGCGUCGGACCCGUGGGCUGCUUCUCGCGGCUUCUGCCUUCACCACGCUCUUUUUCCUACCGAGGUGUGGUCUCUGCCUCUGGUGCCGGCCAUGCUGGUGUUUCAGUUUCUGUAG
Molecule: messenger RNA, 4548 nt
Organism: Symbiodinium sp. CCMP2592
Lineage: Eukaryota; Dinophyceae; Suessiales; Symbiodiniaceae
Source: the annotation of a GenBank genome assembly